CCAUGAGGCCAUGAAGGGGGGGGGGGGGAACCACACCGACAUCAUCGUCAUCAGACAUGUUUGGGUUGAUGUUUAACGCGAGGACGAGCGGCUCGUGGCUCUGCCGCCGCCCCUCCGGGCUGCGCAGUCUGCCGCACCUCACCGAGCGCUCCCCCAGCAUGUCGUCAGACUCCCACUGGCUCCCCCCUGCUGACCGCGACCUGCAGGUGAUGGAGCUCAAAACAUCUGGAUGGGUGGAGGUAGAGGAGCGCGACGCCAUCUUCAAAGAGCUUCACUUUAAAACGUUCAACCAGGCGUUUGGCUUCAUGUCUCGAGUGGCUCUGCAGGCGGAGAAGAUGAACCACCACCCGGAGUGGUUCAAUGUUUAUAACAAGGUGCAGAUCACGCUGACCACGCACGACUGUGGAGGGCUGUCCAAGCGCGACAUCAAGAUGGCAAAGUUCAUCGACAAAAUCGCCACUUCGAUGUGAGGUUCCUGCUCUUUGAUCAGAAGGUCCGAUCCUCCGGGUUCCAUCACAUCUGGGGACGAUGAUGUUUUAUGAAGAAGAAAACAUCCUUGUUUUGAUUGAAUAAAAUGCUUUUGGAGAAAACCUUUGUGUGGUUCAGGUUCC
Pungitius pungitius (ninespine stickleback) is the source of this 611-nucleotide messenger RNA. Its product is annotated as pterin-4-alpha-carbinolamine dehydratase 2-like. The transcript has 4 exons. Lineage: Eukaryota; Metazoa; Chordata; Actinopteri; Perciformes; Gasterosteidae. The coding region runs from base 57 to 470 and encodes 137 amino acids. Gene Ontology annotation, biological process: tetrahydrobiopterin biosynthetic process. Gene Ontology annotation, molecular function: 4-alpha-hydroxytetrahydrobiopterin dehydratase activity. The record is from RefSeq and is a predicted model, not a curated record.